Molecule: messenger RNA, 1012 nt
Organism: Tinamus guttatus (white-throated tinamou)
Lineage: Eukaryota; Metazoa; Chordata; Aves; Tinamiformes; Tinamidae
Gene: CH25H
Product: cholesterol 25-hydroxylase
Biological process (GO): lipid biosynthetic process
Molecular function (GO): iron ion binding; oxidoreductase activity
Source: RefSeq, a predicted model, not a curated record
AUGAACCGCAGCGCGCCCAUCGCAGCGCUGCUCGGCCGCGGCGUGGACGGGCAGCACCACGGCUUGUGCCUUCAGGUCCUCUGGGACUUCGUCACAGCAAAGGAGCUGCUGAUCAAGUCACCGUACUUUCCAGUGCUGUUUUCUUUUACAGCAUACAUGGCUUUCUGUCUUCCUUAUAUUACACUGGACUUUUUAAGCACUAGGCUACCGUGCUUAAGAAAAUACAAAAUCCAGCCACAGAGCUAUCCAACUCUGGGAAUGAUGGUGCCUUGCAUUAUUCAAAGUGCCUAUCAUCACGCUGUUUUGAUUUUCCCAGUGACAUUUUUCCACUGGUACUGGAGACCAGUGAAGCUACCUGUGAUGGCUCCAGAGCUGCCCGAGGUCUUGCUGGAAGUCACAGUCUGCCUGCUUCUGUUUGAUUUUGAAUACUUCCUUUGGCAUUUGCUUCAUCACAGGGUGCCUUGGCUCUACAAGACCUUUCAUAAGGUGCAUCACAAGCAUGUAUCAACAUUUGCUCUUACUACGCAGUACUCCAGUGUAUGGGAAUUGCUUUCUCUGGGAUUUUUUGCUGCCAUCAAUCCAGUGCUCCUCAGAUGCCAUCCUUUGACAGAAAUGAUUUUCUUCCUUGUAAACAUUUGGUUGUCAGUGGAAGACCAUUCAGGAUAUGACCUCCCUUGGUCCACGCACCGGCUUGUGCCUUUUGGUUUGUAUGGAGGAGCUCCACAUCAUGAUCUCCAUCAUCUGAAAUUCAAAUCAAACUAUGCUCCAUACUUCACCCAUUGGGACAGACUCUUUGGGACUUUCACAGAGUCACAUUCUCAUUGAGGAUAUUUGCCUGUGGAUGAACUCUUCUUUUUGAUAAACUAAACUAGAACUGUCUUUUUUUUUCAAAGACAUACAGAAGAUUGUGUAUAUGAAGCUACCUAUAAAAGCUAUAGCUAUUUAUAACAAAGCCUGUUAAUAUAUGUGUGUCUGUAUGUGUACUUGGAACUGUCUAUGUUGAAUGACUGCA